AGUCUCUUUCGUCACAAGCAUUUCUCUCUCUCCAGAUCUUUAAAUACCUGACCUAACUGUACUAACCUUUUAAUUAUUUCCACAAUUCUGAUCAAUUCAACUGUGUAUCAAAUGCUACAAUAAAGUUUUAAAGGAAAUGGAGAACGGAAAAGUACACAACGGAGGAGUUUCCUCGUCGGAAACCUUCAACGGCGGAGAAGAUGUAUUUAGUUCUAAACCGUCUGAUGCUUCUACCGCCGAUCAUCUUGUUAUGAUGGUACACGGUAUUCUCGGAAGUGCUUCGGACUGGAAGUUUGGUGCGGAGCAGUUUGUUCGGAAUCUUCCCGACAAAGUUUUUGUUCAUUGCAGUGAACGUAAUAUGGCUAAACUAUCGUUGGAUGGUGUGGAUGUAAUGGGAGAGCGAUUAGCUGAGGAGGUUCUUGAUGUGGUCAAAAGAAGGCCAGGUUUGAAGAAAAUUUCUUUUGUUGCACAUUCGGUUGGAGGAGUAGUGGCAAGAUAUGCAAUUGGGAAAUUAUAUAGACCUCCACGAACGGACAAUGUGCAGAAAUUCUCGGAUGAUACCAGUGAAGAAGGGUCAAAGGGGACAAUAGUCGGCCUGGCACCAAUAAAUUUCAUCACUGUUGCCUCACCUCAUCUGGGUUCCAGGGGUAACAAGCAGGUGCCAUUUCUUUUUGGUGUAACUGCCUUUGAAAAAGCUGCUGGGCUCUGUGUUCAUUGGAUAUUCAAGAAAACGGGCCGACACCUUUUCCUUAACGAAGAUGAAGGAAAGCCUCCAUUACUAAGACGGAUGGUGGAAGAUGAUGGUGAAUUACGCUUUAUGUCUGCAUUAAGUUCAUUCAAGCGAAGGGUCGCAUACUCAAAUGUUGGUUAUGAUCAUAUUGUAGGUUGGGGAACAUCAUCAAUUAGACGUAAUAAUGAACUGCCUAAGUGGGAGGACUCCUUAAAUAAGAAGUAUCCUCACAUUGUGUAUCAAGAACAUUGCAAGGCGUGUGAUGGUGAGCAGGGUGAGUCUGUUGUGAAGGAAGGUGAUCAUUUUGACAAGCUAGAAGAGGAAUUGGUGACUGGUUUAUCUCGGGUAUCCUGGGAGAAAAUAGAUGUCAGCUUUCACAGCAGCAGGAACAGAUUUGCUGCACAUAGUGUUAUUCAGGUCUCCCUCUUUCUGUACUCCCCUAGCAUUAUCUCUCUCUCUAUGCCUAUCUCUCUCUCGCCUUAAUACAAACAAUUUCAUCAAUGCACAAAGCCUUCUUUUUAAAUAUAUUUU
Messenger RNA from Solanum stenotomum, 1261 nucleotides. Its product is annotated as lipid droplet phospholipase 1-like. The transcript is spliced from 9 exons. The coding region runs from base 137 to 1213 and encodes 358 amino acids. Lineage: Eukaryota; Viridiplantae; Streptophyta; Magnoliopsida; Solanales; Solanaceae. The record is from RefSeq and is a predicted model, not a curated record.